This is a messenger RNA of Anoplophora glabripennis (Asian longhorned beetle), 6427 nucleotides long. RefSeq lists its product as uncharacterized. Gene Ontology annotation, cellular component: endosome membrane. NCBI's taxonomy places the organism in Eukaryota, Metazoa, Arthropoda, Insecta, Coleoptera, Cerambycidae. The transcript is spliced from 9 exons. Bases 146 to 3958 code for a protein of 1270 amino acids. Gene Ontology annotation, molecular function: kinesin binding. Gene Ontology annotation, biological process: positive regulation of membrane tubulation; lysosome localization; Golgi organization. The record is from RefSeq and is a predicted model, not a curated record.
UUGAAUUGAAAUAAAGGACAAAUAUGUACCUAAUAAUGACAAUGAAUGAGUGUGAUAAUUAUAUCUUUCAUUAUUUGAUUUUAUUGUAAUUACGGUUUCGGAUAUAUGAAAUUUCCGGAUUAUUAAAUAAGGAAAAGUAAGAAAUAUGGAGACAAUUUAUAAUGAUAUUGAAACUAGAUUCAAAAUAUGUGAAGAUACUUUUAAGAAGGGUCAAAAUUACCAAGAUGCACAAAUGACUUCAAGUACAGUAUCAAGUCUUUCGUCUCCAGUGGACUCUGGAGUACAAAUGUUGGAUAGUGAAAGUGAGUUAACGUCUGUUAUGUCAGUAAGUGGAUUGGGUUGUGAUACGGAUAUAUUGCCAGAAACUGAUGUGGUAAUAAAAAAUUUUGAGAAUAUAUCAGAUAAUGUUAACAGUAAUGUAAAACUAAACCUACUGACUGACAGACAGGAGCAUAAGAAUAUAAAAAUUAAUGAUGAUUAUGCUGGUGAAACGGGCGAAAAAGAGGAUAGUGGAAAAGAAGGGAAAAUUUCGCAUGAUAAAAUAAAUAGAGAGCUUGCAAGUAAACACGGCAAUUGUGAACAUGGUAUAUAUGACUUAUGUCCAGAAGAAAAAUUUACUAAAGAUGAAAUUGAUGAAAAUAUAGUAUCAACUGCCAAGAAAGAUAAUACUCAGUUCGAAGAAAAUAAAGAUAUGACAGUUAAAGGCAAUUGUGGUAUUCAAAAUACUAACUAUGAUUAUAAAAAUAUAUCUACAUCUGUACUAAAUUACUUUGACAAAUAUGAUAUGAUAUUCGAGGUUUCCUUAAACCCUUCGGAUGGGCAUAAUCUGGAAUCCAAAAGUUUUAGUGACGAUGUUUUUGAAAUGGAACAUCCAAUAAAAAAUGCAGAAACUGAAAUGAUGAAUGUUUCAUUAAAUAGUUACGAGUUACUAGACUAUACUUUACAGAAUACAAAGUUAAAUGCAGCAAAUACUGAUAUGCAUGUUAGUCUUUCAGAAGAAGUCAAUGAGAAUUUAAGAAUUAACUUAAACUGUCCUGUAGAAGCUGUUCCACCAUUAUCUGUACCAGAAACUGUUCCUGAAGCUGAAAACAAAGAUACAAAACCAAUUGAGGAACAAAUAGUAUUUCGUCGUCAAAGAAAGAAAAAGUCCAAAUCAGACACGCCCAAGAAACGUGUCUCUUUUCAUGAGGAUAUAUUGAAUAGUACUAAAAUAGAUGAUAUACACAUUAAUCAUGGUUUUAUCACACAUGAACCUGAUGUGUCAUUGAGUUUCUUCCAAAGGGGUUUUAUAAGGAAACCAGAUGUGGUUAAAGGUAGAUACAGCUGGGCAGCUGAAGGCGACGCUCCAUAUUAUGAGAAAAAUAUAUCAGAGCGCGAAAUAAAAUCUGAUAUUUAUAUACAUCAUCCAAGAUAUUCUUCUACUUCUUCCAGCUCGACAGCUAGUAUUUCUAGUUCUAUAGACGAAGAGGAUAAUUCAAAUUCAGAUGAAAAUUAUGUUAGAAAAGAACCCAGCCUCAAAUCCAAACCAAAAUCUAGUUGUUUGAAAAAGACGAGAAGUACAAGAAAAUACAUUGACACCAACAUUGUCCAAGAAGAAAACAAUUUGAAGAAGAAAAAAUCUGAAGCUAACUUGUUGGACUCAAAUAUUUUUGGCAGCUUGAAAAAUAUUUUAAAUUUCUCAACUUCUGUUCCUUUGGCAGAGCGAGGAGUUCCCGAAGGUCAAGAAGACGUCACAGUCUACUCUUCCUCAUAUGAUGUUACAAAUAGACGGCGUUCUUUUGGGAGUCUCUCUCUGAAAAACUUUGAAACUAUUGAAAUAAAACCUACUCCAGUGAAUAAAGUUCUUGAGGCAAAAACUAAUUUGAAAUUGACCAAGAGUGAAGGGUUUUACCCAAAUUACCCUAAUAUUCCUCAGAAUUUACCUGCAAAUAUUAUACUUUGUGAUAGUAAUGUUUACGAGCAUAAAGGAAUUAGUUAUUCAUACGAGUAUGAUAAUUUCCAAAAAAAUUUUGAGAAAGAAAAUAAACCAAAAAGCUCAACCGUUUACCAGAUGAUCUUAAAGGAACUGAAUUUUUUUCGUAGAAGGGCUAAAGAUGAGCCCGAAGUAGAGGGUGAGGAGGAUUUUGAAGCAAUAAAUAAUACCUCCACCCCAACUAAAAAUGAUGAUAAGAUCGAAGAAGUUCAAGAGCCGGAAUUUAAAGACUCGAAGCCGUCGACAAAAAAUAAUUCAAAUAAAUAUUCCUCUACUACUAAAGUGGAUUGGUCUGAUAACGAAACUAUAUCCGAUUUCUCCGAACCACAGAAUCCUAGGCAUUUGAGUUCGCCUAAAAGAAAAGUGAAGAGGAAUAACCACUAUUCAGUAAGUCAGUCAUUCAAGGUACCUCUCUCAGAAAAUAGAAGUGAAGACUCUGAUACAGCUAGGUCAUUACCUUCUUUAAGGCCAUCCACUUCAAAAACCUCAUUGAUAAGCAGGUUUUUGAGAAAUGUUACAUUGAAGAAAAUGAUUGAUGUCAAGGUUCAAAAUAAGGAAAAGAGCUCAAGAAGAUUAAUGAGUUUGUACAUAAAGGGCAUAAAGUCCAAUAAGGUAAAUGAUGAUUUGGACAAAGAAUUAGAAAAAGAAAUUGCAUUGGGACAAGAGAAAAGACAGAACUGUGAAAAUUUGUUGGAUAAAAAAAUGAUUAUUCAGUUUAGAAAAGAGCUUUUUAGGAGUAGGCUUGAGAAACUCAUAAAGGUCUUUCCGGUUCGAAGUGCAUAUACUACAAAUGGAGAUACUAAACCCCUUCUAGUUAUCUUAACAGAUAGCACCCUGUACAUUGCGGGAAUGAAACCCAACAGUACUUACUGCAAUCACUUUGUUUUACCAUACACGGAACUUAACACUGUAUUAAUUGGACCUAAUGCACAGACAAUUCACUUAUCAAAUUACGAUAAAGACAUGCAGUGCAUUAUUAGCACUGGAUGCUGCAAUGUAACGGGUGAUCUUGUGGGACAGCUGGAAAUAGCUAUGAGGAGGGACAUGAAUAAACCUAGAUUACCAGCAGUUAAGCAGCUUAGUAUGAGAGAUAUGGUUAAUUUGAGACGUGCCAUAUGUAAACAAACUUCUGUUGAAAAGGAUGAGGAAUAUUUCUAUUACAGUAUUGUUAAUAUACAAGAUUUCAAUUCUGACAUGGAACCUACUCCCUUAGGACCUACUAAAGAAGGUCCUUUAAUGUUUAAGACCUCCGAGUCUGAGUCAUCUCGUUGGGAGACUGCAUAUUUUAUUUUGAAGGCUGGUGUUUUAUAUAUGCUCUCUUCAGCAUCUCAAAGAGUGCCUUUGAGGGUUUUUCCUUUAAUAAAUGGGUCUUGCCAUGGAGCCAGAAGGAUUUUUAACAGCCACAGGCCACAUACUUUUCAAUUAAUAGUGGAAGGAAAGAGCUUAUUAUUGGCAGCUCCUGAUGAAUAUGUUGCCAGCGAGUGGCUGCAGGAAUUAGUACAUGCGGCUAGUGGCACAUACAGCCAUCGAGACAAAAAUCCAACUCAGUCAUGCUCGCUAUUAAUGACAAGUGAUCACAUUCUUACAGUAAGAGAAGCAUUUCCAUGUAUGAUUACCUCUUUAUUACCAACUAAAAGUCAGCACGAUCCUAUUAAAGGAACUCAAGCCUUGUCUUGUGCCUCAAUAAUAGACUUAACAUCUUUUCGACUUCCUUCGGCAGAGCAGAGUUGGUGUGUUCUGGAGUUUGCAUGUAGAGAAGUUCACGAGUAUACUGGAGAUUGGAUAUUAUAUUUCUCAACUAACGCAGAACUUGAAAACUUCCUAUCUACUUUGGAAAAUUUGUGGGAGUAUAACAAUGAAAAUGGGGACAGUUUUCCUUUAACUACAAUUCCAGAAACUGACCCGCUUAGUAAGAAGUGUGUUGACGUUUAUACAUCUCUUAUAGGAGCAUGGCCAUCUAAUACUGUAUUAUUGCAGUUCGUGUAAGCUUACAAAAUGAUUUUUUUAAAAUUAAUUUCAGCUUCAGGUUGUGUAGUCGAUAUUAAUUACCUUUUAGCUAUAUUUUUCUAUGGUAGACAGUUUAGUAGGCAGUUUGUAUAUAAUUGUUAUUUUUACUAAUUUAUUAACUUUUACCUAAAUUAUUUUAAAAUAAUUUUAUAUCUAAGGUCUUAUUUUGUUAUCUAGUCUAUAUUGAAUAAGAUAUUGUGAUAGUUAUUAUAAUAAUGUAAUGAUGGUAUUAAAUAAUAAUAUUAAUAACUGUAAUACGCUUUGUGAAUUAAAUACAAAACAUAUAUGCACAUGUAGACAAGGCACAUUAAUAUAGUUAGGGAUAUUAAUUAUAAUAAUCAUCUGCAUUUUAAGGGUGCAAUUUAAACUUUGAUGUAUUAUUAGCUCACAAAUUGUAAUAAAAUUAUGAAUUAUCCACUUUGCCAUUUAGAAAUUUGUUUAAUUACAUAAUCAAUCUGUGUGGAACUAAUUAAUUGUGACGAGUAGUAUUAAUCUUGUUAAAUAAAAAGUAACUGAAUCGUGUUAUCGGUACUUUCGGAAGGACUCGGGUGUUUUGAGAAACCGUCCUUUGUUAUGGCCACCAGAAUGGUCUGCAAUUUUUUUUGUAUUCCGGGGAAUAUAUUUAAUUUAAUGUAAGCCUUUACAAUGAAAGUAGGUAUUAAUAAUUCUAAUGGUUCAUUUCAGUUUUUAAUUUUUGCUUUUGAAGAAAAAAUUUUGUAACCUAUUCCACUUUAGUUUUGGAAAUAUGAAUUCAAAACAUAUUACAUACAUCAUACAAACUUUAGCUUUAUUUUAUGAUUUGUUUGGCCAUAUCGGAUAAUUCCUUGGAUAAUUGGAUAAGUCCAUUUAAGAAAGUUAAACGGCCUAAGAUUUUGUGUAUAAAAUGCAAUAAACUGGUUUUUACAAAUGAAACAUGUCACGUUCAGUUUUUUUUUAUUUAGUUUUAAUGUUUCAUGCAUAAGUACCAUGCGGACAUUUUCCUUAAAGAAAUAAAUUUCUGAACAAGUGACAUAUUGCUUCAGUCGAACUUUGAAAUCGAAGUAUCUUUCUAGCUCAGUAGCUUAUUAAUUAUUUAUAUGAAAUAAUUGUACUUUAUAUAUAUUCACAUGCUGAUUUAUUUGUAACACUUUCCAAAAAAAAAACAGAGAUAGCAUAUACACUCCUAUACCUCUCGGCCACUGGGACGCUGCCUCCAGUAGUAUUUGCUCUAAGAGUUAAAGGGUAACGCCAGUCUAGAAAAUGGAAAAAAAGGUGAUUUUCGUGAAUUCUCAAAAAUAAAUCGAUACGAUAACAACAUAUAGUGUUAUGAACACAAUGGCUUUAUUGUACAUGUUUUCAGGUAAUAUUGUGUUUUUCAAAACGAUUUGGAUUCAAAAUGGUGACUGUAGAUAGCAAGCAACGACACCUUUUUUUUCAGAAAAAACACAAAAAUUUUCUGAUACUAUAUACUAAAUGUUAGGGAACAUCAUGAGGAAUCGGUCAAAAAAUAAAGAAGCUACAGGCUUGUAUCACAUUUAAGCGCGACACCUUGUAUACCCUGAGAAAAUUAAAUAAACAGGAAGCAAGUUAACAUUUUGGAAACUUAUUCUGUUUUCGUUCUGCCACCUGCAGUUGUUAUUAGAACGAAUAAAAACUAACAAAAUGGAUUAAAAAGAGCUGCGACAUUAGGUAUAAUUGCUAUUGCAAUAAGACGAAAAUUUUUAAUAAUUAAGUUGUCUUAGUAUAAACAAAGCUACUUCCAAAAAGGUUGGGGCUUGAUAUAGGCAGAAAUGGUCCGUAUUGUUCUGCUAUGUUACACUUAUGGCACUCUUUAUAUCACUGUGAUCAUAAAAAAGGUUUCUAUCCAAACAAAAAUAUGCAUGGUGUCCAGUUAAAAAAAAUAAGUGUCAGAUCAGAUCAGUCAUGUCUUUUUACCCCUGGAUGUCAAAUUUAACAACUAUCAGAUAUUGCGGUACUUCAUUUAUGAAAACACCCUGUAUAAAUUCUUUCAUAGAAAAAAAUCCAUAUUUGCAUACAUACCACAGGAAUGAUGCUUAUGCCCUUUACACGUAAAUAACUAACAAAAUUGAGUUAUUCAUAUUUCCAAAAUAGAGCAUAUUACAUAUUAUUUCUUCAAGAGAAAAAUAAUUUUUUUCAUAACAAAGUUUAAUAUUUCACAUAAUCUGAGGAAAAGAUGGUAUCGGUUGAGGUAUAACAAACUUUUCAAUGCAAGUUGAGCUCUCUCUUUUAAGAAUUAUACUUAGUAUUUAAUUAUUAAUCUAGCACUUCUUACAUUUUAUUUUAUUGUAAUGUCCUGUGCAUGACGAAGAUGGCACCUGUGGAGCAUUUGAGUUAAGUUGAAAAUACAAUAAAAUGUCUUCAUAUCAUAAAUAUUCCUUCUCAUUGCAAAAUAUCCAAAAUGAUUAUUCAGUAAUAAGUAAAUGAAAAAAAUGCCUGCUCUUAUUUAUA